GGGUGCAGGAGGUAACAGCCACCCCCGCCGACCCCCCAGGUCUGCAGGACACCGCCCCCCCAGCCCCCCCCACCGGGACUGACCCCACUCUCAACGGGGGCCCAGAGCCGGAGCCCCCCCUGGGCGCCGCCGAGGCCAUGGAGCGGCUGCAGGAGACGGAGAAGAUCAUCGCGGAGCUGAACGAGACGUGGGAGGAGAAGCUGCGGCGCACGGAGGCCCUGAGGCUGGAGCGGGAGGCGCUGCUGGCUGAGAUGGGGGUGGCUCUGCGGGAGGACGGCGGCACCGUGGGCGUCUUCUCCCCUAAAAAGACCCCCCACUUGGUGAACCUCAACGAGGACCCGCUGAUGUCCGAGUGCCUCCUCUACCACAUCAAGGAUGGUGUGACCAGGGUGGGCCAGGUGGACGUGGACAUCAAGCUGUCGGGGCCGUUCAUCCGGGAGCAGCACUGCCUGUUCCGCAGCUGCCCCGACCCCUCGGGGGAAGUUGUGGUGACGCUGGAGCCGUGUGAGGGGGCCGAGACCUACGUCAACGGGAAGCAGGUGACGGAGCCGGUGGUGCUCAAGUCGGGCUACCGCCUGAUUUUGGGGAAGAACCACGUGUUCCGCUUCACGCACCCGGAGCAGGCGCGGCGGGAGCGGGAACGGGGGGCUCCCCCCGGGCCCCCCCUGGACUGGAACCUGGCGCAGCGGGAGCUGCUGGAGCAGCAGGGCAUCGACAUGCGCCUCCAGAGACUCCAGGAGCUGGAGAACCAACCCCAGCCAGAGAAGGAGACGGUGGAGCAGCCGCAGCCCCCCACGGCGGACCCCCACUGCUACGAGGCCGGCUGGCGCCUGAUCUCGUCGCUGCGCGCGGCGCUGCCGGCGCCCGCCGUGCGCUCGGUGCUGCGCCGGGCCGGGCUCCCGCUGCCGGCGCCGGGAAAGCGCCGGGAGCCCCUGCGCGUCUACCAGAUCCCGCAGCGGCGCCGCGGGGGCUCCUCGGCCCCCGCCUCGGCCCCGUCCUCGUCCUCGUCCUCGUCCUCGCCUCAGCCCUCGUGGGUGACCAUGGCCGACCUGAAGGCGCAGGCGGUGCGGGAGCUGAGCCUCGAGGUGGCCCUGCGGGAGCCGCGGCCGGCACGGCGCGAGCUGGAGGCGCUGAGCCUGGCCCGGCUGCGGGAGCUGUGCCGGCGCCACGGCAAGCGAGAGCCCACCGAGCGCGACGGCUGGCGCGCCGUGGCCAGGGACGUGUGGGACGCCGUGGGCGGCGGCGAGGACGAGGAGAGGGGCGGCGGCGGCGGCGGCGGCACCUGCGAGCGGGUGAGCGAGGUGGAGGGGCUGCGGCUGCACCUGGACAGGCUGGCGGGGAUCCUGCGCGAGGUGAAGCGGCAGAACAGCGCCAAGGACGAGCAGAUCCGCGCCCUGCGCGACCGCGUGGGGCAGAUGGAGAGAGUCAUCCCGCUGCCGCUGGUGAGGGGCAACCCCCCGGGCCGAGCCCUGGCACCCACAGCCUGA
This is a messenger RNA of Neopelma chrysocephalum (saffron-crested tyrant-manakin), 1487 nucleotides long. Its product is annotated as kinesin-like protein KIF1C. NCBI's taxonomy places the organism in Eukaryota, Metazoa, Chordata, Aves, Passeriformes, Pipridae. Gene Ontology annotation, molecular function: cell adhesion molecule binding. The record is from RefSeq and is a predicted model, not a curated record. Gene Ontology annotation, cellular component: adherens junction. Gene Ontology annotation, biological process: regulation of protein localization. The annotation marks the transcript as partial. The transcript has 9 exons.